AUGUCAGAACGUAAGGUCCUGAACAAGUACUUCCCACCGAACUUCGAUCCUUCACAGAUCCCAAGGCAAAAAAAGCCAAAAGAUCUACAACACAAAGUUCGUCUUAUGGCACCAUUUUCCAUGAGAUGCAACACUUGUGGUGAAUAUAUUUACAAAGGAAAAAAGUUCAACGCUCGAAAAGAAACGGUAGAAGGAGAAUCGUACUUGAACAUUAAGAUUUUCCGAUUCUACAUUCGAUGCACUCGAUGCUCCGCCGAAAUCACCUUCAAGACCGAUCCCCAAAACACAGAUUACGUAGCUGAAAAUGGUGUCAGUCGUAACUUUGAACCAUGGAGAGACGAAGGAGCGGAAAGUGAAGAGCUAAGAAAACAACAAGAAGAAGAGGAGGAAUACGACCCUAUGAAGGCACUGGAAAAUCGAACACUCGACUCCAAACGGGAGAUGGAUAUUCUUGACGCCUUGGACGAAAUACGAACGCGGAAUGCGAGAUCUGAGCGAGUG
Messenger RNA from Umbelopsis ramanniana AG, 501 nucleotides. RefSeq lists its product as uncharacterized. The transcript is spliced from 2 exons. The record is from RefSeq and is a predicted model, not a curated record. Gene Ontology annotation, cellular component: U2-type catalytic step 1 spliceosome. Gene Ontology annotation, biological process: mRNA splicing, via spliceosome. The annotation marks the transcript as partial. Lineage: Eukaryota; Fungi; Mucoromycota; Umbelopsidomycetes; Umbelopsidales; Umbelopsidaceae.